Molecule: messenger RNA, 444 nt
Organism: Alnus glutinosa
Lineage: Eukaryota; Viridiplantae; Streptophyta; Magnoliopsida; Fagales; Betulaceae
Product: oleosin
Exons: 1
Coding region: 1-444 (147 amino acids)
Biological process (GO): lipid storage
Cellular component (GO): monolayer-surrounded lipid storage body; membrane
Source: RefSeq, a predicted model, not a curated record
AUGUCUGAUCAAUCAAGGGCGCCAGUGAGCCAGAAGCUGUACGAGUCUGCGCCGUCGUCACGCCAGACGGUGAAGUUCUUGACUGCAGUGACAGUUGGCGCGACACUGUUAAUCCUGUCCGGGUUAACCUUAACCGGGACGGUGAUAGCGCUGAUCUUGGCAGCCCCAGUUCUAGUCCUGUUCAGCCCGAUUCUAGUCCCUGCCGGGAUUGUCAUACUCCUUGUUGUCGCCGGUUUCGUAUUCUCCGGCGGGUGUGGGGUGGCGGCAGUAUCGGCGUUGUCGUGGAUAUAUAAUUAUGUGACGGGGAAGUGCCCGCCGGGGGCUGAGAAGCUUGAUUACGCAAGGAUGAGAAUCGCGGAUAAGGCUAGGGAUAUGACGGAGAGGGCUAGGGAGUACGGGAAUUAUGUGCAAACUAAGGCUCAAGAGGCUACUCAACGUGCUUGA